AUGACAACACAUAUUGUGGGACAUUGUAAAACUGUAGAUACUAUAAAUAAUUAUAUUGUGAAUUUUUUACCAUUACAAAAUGAAAAUUUUGCACCAUUAAUUUCUUAUUCUAUUGAUCAUAUGAAUGGACAAGAAUGGAAAUCUGAUGAUGAUGAAAAAUUAUUUAGAAGAUAUAUAAAUUUUCCAUCAAUAAUAACUUUGGUACUAGGAACUAAAGUUAUCACAACAUGA
This is a messenger RNA of Diversispora eburnea, 231 nucleotides long. The record is from the annotation of a GenBank genome assembly. NCBI's taxonomy places the organism in Eukaryota, Fungi, Glomeromycota, Glomeromycetes, Diversisporales, Diversisporaceae.